CCAUGAAACUGCCCAAGGGGGCUGGGAACUCUGUGUUCUAUGGGCAGCACCCGGAGGAGAAGGUGCAGGUGCCCUCAUGGCAGGAGGUAAAGCAGAUCCCUGUGAUUAUGGCGAUGCUCAAAGGUCCGGGACCUGCCAAGUACCUCCGGCCAUCCUGCACGGGCGACACAGGCCAUGAUGUCUCCAUGUUCCAGGAGCCAGCCUACACGCUGCACACCCGGCACUCGGAGAAGCGGAUUAUGGACAUAUGCAGCCCUGGGCCUUGCUAUUUCUUGGAUCCCAAAAUAACUCGGUUUGGAAUGUCCAGCUGCCCACAGGUCCCCAUGCAGGAGCGCAUCUCUAACCUGCGCCUGAGCCCCACUCCAGCUUCCUGCCACUACUGCUUGGAGAAGACCCGCCCACCUGGGGAACGCAGGGCCCCCCAGCACACUUUUGGCUACCGAUGCCCAUACAGAGUCAUGGACCCCAAUCCGGCCCCCAACCAGUACCAGCUGCCACACUUGCUGGGGCCUAACAACCCCAUCCACCGAGCUGCUCCUUGCUAUAGUCUGGCCUCUGCAAACAAGAACUGGUUCUAUAAGGAGAAUGUGGCAGGAGGCCCUGGGCCGGCCACGCAUGCCCGGCCUGAGCCGUCCGUCUACCAGAACCGCAGCCCCGUCUACAGCAUGGCCAAGCGCUUCGCCUACCCGAUGGAUCACAUGCCGCGGCCUGGCCCUGGCUCCCACGACAUCCAGCGGGUCACGGUGCACAAGCCCCGCACACCGGCUUUCUCCAUGGGCAUCAAGCACUCCCCCAACCUGUGCCCACUGGUCAUUGAUGUUCACGACUGAGGCCCCUCCUGGAGCACGCCCCUCCCCACAGAGGUUAUUUUUCUAUACCAAAUUGAGCA
Molecule: messenger RNA, 889 nt
Organism: Ceratotherium simum simum (southern white rhinoceros)
Lineage: Eukaryota; Metazoa; Chordata; Mammalia; Perissodactyla; Rhinocerotidae
Gene: CIMAP1C
Product: ciliary microtubule associated protein 1C
Cellular component (GO): cytoskeleton
Source: RefSeq, a predicted model, not a curated record